GCGUCGGCCUUCCUUUUGCUGAGGGCGUCGUCUGCAUCGGAUCAGGAGCCAUGGCAUCGUCGAGGUUCUCUUGCAACGCAGUUUUCUGUGGACUGGUUCUUUUUGUAGCUGUAUUGGUGCUUACGGUGCAAGCGACGGACAGUGGACGCCGGUUUAGGACUUUCCAGCCGUGCAAUUCUACCAAGUACAGUACUCUUCCUGCAAAGUUGUUCCUGAAAGGCUGUGAGGAGAAGCCCGUCUGCCCGCUGUACCGCGGAGACAGCGUGACCAUGGAAGUUCAAUUCGUCUCACCCAUCGACACCACCAGCGUGUACCGGUCCAUGUACGGCUGUUUCGGAGCCUCUCGACGGCGCCGGGAAACCCGUGUUCGCUAUGGCCGUGAAGUCAACGUCUGCAACGUUACUGCGUCUGCAAGUGGGGAGAGCUGUACGCAGAACCAUGGACUAAAGCAAGGGGUUGAAUACAUACAAAGUGGGACUUUCAGAGUGAUGCAAUACUUCCCCAAGGUAUCUGUGAACGUGGAAAUCGAAUUAUACGCCAAGGAACGGCGCAUUGUGAAGCCCCUCGCCUGCGUCCGGGUUCCGGUUCAGAUCAUGGACCGUUCCUGAAGAACUGACCUCGUCCAAACUACAACCGCUCCUGGUCUAAUAAAAAUUGCCCUCGUGAAUA
Messenger RNA from Ornithodoros turicata, 669 nucleotides. RefSeq lists its product as uncharacterized. Bases 51 to 608 code for a protein of 185 amino acids. Lineage: Eukaryota; Metazoa; Arthropoda; Arachnida; Ixodida; Argasidae. The record is from RefSeq and is a predicted model, not a curated record. The transcript has 5 exons.